Molecule: messenger RNA, 1362 nt
Organism: Jatropha curcas
Lineage: Eukaryota; Viridiplantae; Streptophyta; Magnoliopsida; Malpighiales; Euphorbiaceae
Source: RefSeq, a predicted model, not a curated record
AUGCGUGUUCUUGUUGUUCUUGAUGAUGUGGAUGAUCUAAAACAGUUGAAAGCCUUAGCUGGAGAGCAUAAAUGGUUCGGUCCUGAUGAAUUCAUCGAACUCUUGAUGCUCUCACGCGACAUGAUCAAGUAUGCUAAGAACGUUCCUUUAGCUCUCGAGGUUCUUGGUGGCCACUUAGCUGGCAAGAAUAAACUUGAAUGUCAAGACGAAUUGCAUCAACUUAAAAUAUCUCCUCCAAGUGGAAUUAAUGACGUGCUUAAAAGAAGUUUUGAUGGACUUGAUAAUCCUUUUCAAAAAGAUAUGUUUCUUGAUAUUGCAUGUUUCUUUAAGGGGGAGGAUAAAGAUUAUGUUGUCAAAGUAUUUGAAGGUUGUAGGUUCUUCCCACAUGCUAAUCUAAGAGUCCUCAUUGAUAAGUCUCUCAUCUCCAUUUUAGAUAAUAAACUUUGGACGCAUGAUUUAGUACAACAAAUGGGAAGGGAAAUUGUUCAUCCACCAGAAAGUGACCCAGGCAAAUGGACCAGAUUGUGGGAUCAUAAUGAUGUCUAUACUUUGUUGGCAAACAAUAUGGUGGCACAAGAACUUGUGGGCAUAAUCCUAGAUUUGUCUAAAAUAGAGAAUUUGCAUAUAAAUACCGAAUUCUUCAAGAGGAUGACCAAACUUAGAUCGCUUAAGGUUUGCUAUGCUCACCAAUCUGGAGGCUUUGAAUACCUUAUCCAAAAACAGCCCUUUGCUAAUAUCAGUCUCUUCAAUGGCGCAAAUGGAGCAAGAGUACCUUUAGACUCAAAUGUGACUCUUUCUAGGGACUUUCUUACUUUACCAAAUGGUUUACGAUGCCUCUGUUGGCAUGGAUAUCCCUUUGAAACUUUGCCACUUCAUUUUUAUCCACAAAACCUUGUUGAACUUAAUAUGUCAUAUAGCAGCAUAACAGAGUUUUGGACGAAGAGGAAUGUACCAUUUCAUUCUUUUGCUGAAUUUACUAUUACUGGAAGUGAAAUUCCAGUGUGGUCUAAGUUGGGGUUCAAGGGUUCUUCAGUGGGAAUAAAUGUGCCUGGAAAUUGGAUUGACAACACUUUGAGGGAGGUUCCAAGAUCAUGUGUGGUUGCGUUAUUUCCCAUCAUGUACAUUCAAGACGACAAGAGUGCUGGACAAAUCAACUUAUCUCAAGGCUUUUCUUCUCACUCAUGGGGAGAACUUGCGGGCGAAAAAGUGUGGCCUAUUCCCCAUGUGCUGGGACGAGAGCUGGGUCGAGAAAUUAUUGGCUUGAACCCUGGAAUGAAGAUUAUAGAGGGACGACCACAUAAGGAGAAUGAUGAACGUUCUCACUGGCAAUUUCUCAAACAAUUUUAUGCUGAGAGCACUUGA